This is a messenger RNA of Pelmatolapia mariae (spotted tilapia), 2302 nucleotides long. RefSeq names its product protein Dok-7-like. The record is from RefSeq and is a predicted model, not a curated record. Bases 1 to 2298 code for a protein of 765 amino acids. NCBI's taxonomy places the organism in Eukaryota, Metazoa, Chordata, Actinopteri, Cichliformes, Cichlidae. Gene Ontology annotation, biological process: neuromuscular junction development; positive regulation of protein tyrosine kinase activity. The transcript has 14 exons. Gene Ontology annotation, molecular function: protein kinase binding.
AUGACGGACACAGUUGUCGCGGAGGGACAAGUCAAGUUUAGAGAUGGAAAAAAGUGGAAGACUCGGUGGGUCGUUCUUCGGAAGCCCUCUCCGGUCGCAGACUGCCUGUCCUUGCUGGUGUAUAAGGAGAAGAAGAAAGGGAAGGAGAAGGGCAGCGGCCACAAGGAGAGGCUGAAUGUAACACUGGAGGGGAUCUGUGGCGUGGAGCCAGGGCUCGGAUACGAUGGCGUGUCCUACACCCUCUCCAUCCUUUGCUUGGCACACAUGCUGGUCCUUGGGUUCAACAACCGGGACACCCUGCUAGCCUGGGAUGCCCGCAUCCGCUACAGCUUGGGAGAAGUCCACAGGUUUAGCGUCAACGUUGAACCAGGUACCAAACUGGAAAGCGGUCCUGCAUCACUCCACCUGUGCAACAACUUGCUGGUCCUCACCAGAGGCCUCCCCCCCGUCGUCGUUGGCCACUGGAAGUUGUCGGCGUUACGUCGCUACGGUGCUGUGCCAAAUGGCUUCGUGUUCGAGGGAGGGACUCGGUGUGGAUACUGGGCUGGUGUUUUCUUCUUGUCCUGUUCAGAAGGAGAGCAGAUCAGUUUCCUAUUCGACUGCAUCGUCAGGGGCAUCAACCCCAGCAGGGCACCACACGGCCUGCAACCUGACCUGCCAGAUCCCAGUGCCGAUCCAGCUUCAGCAGAGGAACGAAUCAACCUCGAGGCAUCAGUGCUGGAGAAAAGACUGAGCAUGUUGUCUCAGUGCAGCUUAGCAAGCAGCACAGCCUCCUCUUACAGCUGCAGUACAUCUGUUGCUGGAGACGACCACAGCAGUAUUUCCAGCUCUUCCUCCAGUCAAUCAGAUGCGAGCUAUGGAAGCAGACUUCCAGUGUGGGCGGAGCCAUUAGGCAGACUGCACCUCUCCAGUGAGACAGCUUCAAGCUCUUCCACGCUGAAAGCACUGGCCAGUUCAGAUGACCGGCUUUAUUCUGCUGUUUUGGGAGGCUCCAGGAGCCAUCCCUCCUCCACCCACAUCCAUCCUCGCGGUCUCCAUGACAGCGGGCGGCAGAGUUCAUUAGACAGUGGGAUUGGGAUAGCGACAGGCAGCCACUCUUCUUACUCAGGGAGCUAUUCCUCAUGUACGGGGAGUCUGGACAUGGCCAGCGGGGGAGUAGGGGAGGAAUUUGGCUCUGUGGUCAGCCUUCCUCCUGCUCCUUCUUUUCCUUCCUCACCCUGCUCCUGCUCCUCCAGAUCUGCAUCUCGUACAUCUCGAAGGCAUAGUGAAGAAUACCAGAUUCCCAGUCUGCUUAGACUGUGGUAUGAUACCCCCAGGAGUCUGCUCCGAGCUCAACCUCAAAAGAAGCCAUCGUCCCACGGAGCCCAGUCUGAGCUCAGCAAAGAUAAUAAGAGCAGUGGAGAUGGAGGUGAUGGUCAGGGACAAGGAGGAGUGAUGGCUCAGCGUCAGGCCAUGAUGCAGCGCUCACACUCCUGGGGUAGCGAGAGGGCGCCCUCUGUGGACAGUGAGGGGAGGUCCACACCCAGACCCUUGUUGGUCCCUGGAGGCUUGUUUAAUGCAGAAAAGCAGUGCAGUCAUGGUUUAGACAACUACAUUACACAAGAGCAGUGGCGGUCAGUGAGGAACACAAGCUACACGCAGACUGACAGCUCUCCACUGAUGCACCUGACACCUUCUGCAGAUUCACAAGACUCUCCUCUCUGUAUCAGGGAGGAAUGUCAUGACAGCAGUGACAUCAGUUCUAAGCUUGCAAGUCUGAAGAAACUGUUGCCAUCUCUGCUCUUGCGUGCCCCUCCACCACCUCCUGUCACACUGAGCAUGCACAGACCAACAUCAGCUUGUGGCAUGUUCAGGUUUUCCCACGAGGCUCCUCCGCCUGCAUCCCUGGACUGCAGGCCUUGUAGUAACAGCAGUGUUAAUUAUGUCAACAUCCCCGUUAGCCCUCUGCUGUAUAAAACUAGAGAGCUACUCUACACAGAGCUGGAGCUGCAGAAACCCAGCUCGGCUCCGGCCUCCAGUCCGCGCAGUGCUGAGAGAGGUAACGCAGUGCAGCUCUGCAGACUCAGUAAGAACAUUGCACCUCAAACAGUUUUAGAUAACUAUUUGUCUUUUCCUGCUGCUGCUUUCUUUUUUGAACCCCCUCCAUCAUUUUCCCAUCCAGAAGAGGGCUCCAUCAGGUACGCCCACCUGGACAUCACUGCCAUGGAAACAGCUCAGAGAGUGGGGGCGGAGCAUGUUCAGGCCAGGGAGGACAGACUGACUCAGCUGGAGAGCAGGCGGCAAGGGCCACCAAACUGACUCU